AUGAUCCCCACUUGGGAUUCAAUCGCCAAAGCAUCCAUUACAUCCUUCAAUCACCCUUUCUUUGCAGCUUCGGCGCCAUCUAGCCCGUCGCACCGUCACCUUUAUACACCACCUACUAUACCUGAAUGUGAUGAGUCUGAUACUUCUACCGUUGAAUCUAGUCAGUGGUUGAACUUUCAAGCCUUUGCAGCUUCUGCUAAAUCAUCGGUCUCUCCUACAUUGAACUUUCUGAAACCUGUAAUUGAUGAGCAGCAUAACAUGCUUCCUGAAAACAGAAUGCAAGAGAUGAGGAUUUCUGAGCCGGAGUUCGGAGGUCAAGUGGUGAAGCCUUGGGUUGGAGAAAGGAUUCAUGAAGUGGGAUUGGAUGACUUGGAGCUUACUCUUGGAAACGGAAAGGCGCCUAGUUAA
This is a messenger RNA of Vicia faba (fava bean), 408 nucleotides long. The record is from the annotation of a GenBank genome assembly. NCBI's taxonomy places the organism in Eukaryota, Viridiplantae, Streptophyta, Magnoliopsida, Fabales, Fabaceae.